This is a messenger RNA of Mandrillus leucophaeus (drill), 4683 nucleotides long. RefSeq names its product unkempt family zinc finger-like (gene UNKL). The record is from RefSeq and is a predicted model, not a curated record. NCBI's taxonomy places the organism in Eukaryota, Metazoa, Chordata, Mammalia, Primates, Cercopithecidae. Bases 1 to 2175 code for a protein of 724 amino acids. The transcript is spliced from 13 exons. Gene Ontology annotation, molecular function: metal ion binding.
AUGGGGGUGGGCGCAGCGCCCGGGACCCGCCAGGAAUCUGAGUGCAGGUCGACCCUGGGGUUGGAACGCCUGAGGCCGGUGGGUCCUGCCGCCCACGAGUCCCCGGAGGUGCUGCCGGAAGCGAGCUGCGGCGCUGUCUGUGUUUGUAGGUACCUGAAGGAGUUCAGGACGGAGCAGUGCCCCCUGUUUUCACAGCACAAGUGCGCGCAGCACCGGCCGUUCACCUGCUUCCACUGGCACUUCCUCAACCAGCGGCGCCGCAGGCCCCUCCGCAGGCGCGACGGCACCUUCAACUACAGCCCCGACGUGUACUGCUCCAAGUACAACGAAGCCACCGGCGUGUGCCCCGACGGCGACGAGUGUCCCUACCUGCACCGGACAACAGGGGACACGGAACGCAAAUACCACCUGCGUUACUACAAGACGGGAACCUGCAUCCACGAGACGGACGCGCGUGGCCACUGUGUGAAGAACGGGCUGCACUGUGCCUUCGCGCACGGCCCCCUGGACCUGCGGCCGCCCGUGUGUGACGUCAGGGAGCUGCAGGCUCAGGAAGCCUUGCAGAACGGCCAGCUGGGCGGCGGGGAAGGGGUCCCGGAUCUGCAGCCUGGGGUCUUGGCCAGCCAGGCCAUGAUUGAGAAGAUCCUGAGCGAGGACCCCCGGUGGCAAGACGCCAACUUCGUGCUGGGUAGCUACAAGACAGAGCAGUGCCCGAAGCCACCGCGCCUGUGUCGCCAGGGCUACGCGUGCCCGCACUACCACAACAGCCGGGACAGGCGGCGCAACCCCCGGCGGUUCCAGUACAGGUCCACGCCCUGCCCCAGCGUGAAGCACGGGGAUGAGUGGGGGGAGCCCGCACGCUGCGACGGCGGUGACGGCUGCCAGUAUUGCCACUCCCGCACAGAGCAGCAGUUCCAUCCCGAGAUCUACAAAUCUACGAAAUGCAAUGACAUGCGCCAAACCGGGUACUGCCCUCGCGGCCCCUUCUGCGCCUUUGCACACAUUGAGAAGAGCCUGGGGAUGGUGAAUGACUGGGGCUGCCGCGACCUCCAUCUCACGAGUCCUGCCUCCACGGGCAGCGGCCAGCCGGGAAACGCCAAGCGGAGAGACUCGCCGGCCGAGGGCGGCCCGAAGGGCAGUGAGCAGGACAGCAAGCAGAACCACCUGGCCGUGUUUGCAGCCGUCCACCCACCAGCCCCCAGCGUGAGCUCCAGCGUGGCGUCCAGCCUGGCGUCCAGCGCCGGCUCCGGCAGCUCCUCCCCCACUGCGCUGCCCGCGCCCCCCACCCGCGUCCUCCCGCUCAGCCCCGCUGGCGGCACCGUGGAGGCCGUCCUCGGUUCCGCGUUAGACCCACAUCUUAGCAAUGUGAAUAUUGCUUCCCUAGAGAAGGAUCUGGAAGAGCAAGACGGCCACGACCUGGGACCAGCAGGUCCCAGGUCGCUGGCCGGCUCUGCGCCUGUUACCAUACCCGGCUCCCUGCCCCGAGCACCAUCGCUGCACUCGCCGUCCUCCGCGUCCACCUCGCCACUCAGUUCGCUGUCCCAGCCCCUGCCGGGGCCGGUGGGUUCCUCGGCCAUGACGCCUCCCCAGCAGCCGCCACCCCUGCGUUCAGAGCCGGGUGCACUGGGCUCUUCAGCCUCAUCCUUCAGCUCCUUAGGUGAGUGCCGGCUCCCUCCACGCAAGUGUUCCCAUGAAGCCUCCGUGAGGUGGGAGGGGCUGAGAUGGGCUCUGGCUGCCUCCUGCACGGGCCCUGGGUUUCAGGUCUGCGAUGCCUGGCAGCGAGAGGCACAGGAGGCCAAGGAACGUGCCCGCGUGGCCGACAGUGACCGGCAGCUGGCGCUGCAGAAGAAGGAGGAGGUGGAGGCGCAGGUGAAGCAGCUGCAGGAGGAGCUGGAGGGCCUGGGCGUAGCCUCCACACUGCCGGGGCUGCGGGGCUGCGGGGACAUCGGCACCAUUCCCCUGCCUAAGCUGCACUCGCUGCAGAGUCAGCUGCGCCUGGACCUGGAGGCGGUGGAUGGCGUGAUCUUCCAGCUCCGCGCCAAGCAGUGCGUGGCCUGCCGGGAGCGGGCCCAUGGUGCCGUCCUGCGGCCCUGCCAGCACCGCGUCCUCUGUGAGCCGUGUGCGGCCGCCGCACCCGAGUGCCCCUACUGCAAGGGCCAGCCCCUGCGGUGGUGACCUCAGCGGGGACAGCCACCUCCUGCUGGGCACCCUGGCUCCAGUGCUCAUAACCACAGACACAUCGUCACUCACCUCUGGUGCCACCGAUGUGAGGACCGAGGCUGGGAGCCCCGCCCGCGCUCAGCCGUUAUCAUGAGGCUGGGAGCCCCCGCCUGGGCUCGGCCGGACAGCUUUCCUGUCACACGUUGUCACCUAUCUAGUCCUACCAACGGUUUCAAGGUAUUUUCCUCAAAAACCUUAAAGGCAAACCCACAGAACCCGCCUGCCUGUCCUCGAGGGGCCUGGUGCCUCAGGGGUCCGCGUGGCGCUGUGAUCACAGCAGUUUGUGGUCCUGACACUCCUGUGACUGGACCACUGGGAGCUGGGGUCUUUCAAAGCACUUUGUAAACCGAGGAAUUUAGAGGUUAUAAAUUGCUCUAAGCUGCUUUCUAUGUUGUUUUUUAAAUAUGCGAUAAUAUGAAGCUUUAUAUGUGUACUGUGAACUUAAAUAUUUCAUAUCAGUUUAUUGUCAAUUCAUAGUAUGCUGAAUAUAUUAGAUUUCAUAUUCUGAAACUAGUACUUAUGAAAUGAGCGUUUAUCUAGUAGUAAGACCUAGGAUUUUUACAUUUUCCCAUUAAGUGCAUAGUAUUUAUAAGCAGAGUGAUUAUGGAUUUAGAUGUUUUAACUUGAUGGAAGGAGCUCGUUUUCCCGAGCCUGUGUGCGCACAAGGCACUAGGGUUGAUAUUCCAGCCUCGUGACGUGGGAGCAGGAGAGCUCCGCCCUGCAUUUCUCUGAUCCGUGGCCACUUUUCCUAUGCGCCUGUGCCUUGCUAAACAAGUGAAGGAACAUCAUUGGUUUUGUUUUCUCCCUUGAACCUCUGAAAGACAGUUUGGUACUAACGAAAAAUGCAGCAGAAGGGAUCAGACAUCAGAGGUUUUAGAAUUACUUUUUUAAGCAGCUGUCUUCUGGUCGGGCACGGUGGCUCACGCCUGUGAUCCCAGCACUUCGGGAGGCUGAGGCGGGUGGAUCACCUAAGGUCAGGAGUUUGAGACCAUCCUGGCUAACAUGGUGAAACCCCGUCUCUACUAAAAAUACAAAAAUUAGCCGGGCGUGGUGGCGGCGCCUGUAGUCCCAGCUACUCGGGGGGCUGAGGUAGGAGAAUCGCUUGAACCCGGGAGGCAGAGGUUGCAGUGAGCCGAGAUCAUGCCACUGCACUCCAGCCUGGGUGACAGAGUGAGACUCCGGCUCAAAAAAAAAAAAAAAGCUGUCUUCUGAUUACUUAGAUCUGUCCUAGGCAAUGGUGCUUUGUAGCUCCUUGGAGACAUCGCUGGGCGUCCUGGUGGGGGUCAGGCAGUGAACUAGGAGAGUGGCUGGCUCCCCAGCCCGUGGCCACCCCUGUCCUGCUUGUGUGGGAGACGCUCGAGCCGUGGUGUGCGCCAGGGUGCCGGGUGUAUGAGAGUCACCUGACCUGUACUGCCAGUUAGUAUCGGAGCUCAUCCAUGUGGCCAGCGAGGUCACACCAGGACUCAGUCACAGCCUCUUAGUGGCCUGGAGCACACGGGGGAAGUGGCCCCCCAAGGUCCCGGCUCUGCUGCGUCCCCUGGCCUGUCUGCCCCGGAGCGACAGAGUGGCUUCCGGCCGCAGCAGAAACGCGACUGAGAACGCGUUCCCGCGAUGACCUGACCCUUCUGCUCAGGGCUGGGACUGUCCCUAGGAGUUGAGGAGCAGGAACAGGCGUCUGUGAUUUACGGCGACCUGGCUCUCUGUGGGCCAUGUGGGUUGUGAGGGCACAAGAGCAGGCAGCAGCAUCGACGUGUUCCUCCCUGCCCGUGGCUUUGCCAAAGACUUUUAAUAGCAUUUUUUAAAAGUGCAAAACGUCUAGGUAAAAAAUUUUUAUCAGUGACCAAAUUAGAAUGUAUUUAAUACAGUAGGAGGUUUAAGAACUUUUUUAACGUAAGACAAACUGAUAGCAACAUUCUAUCAUUUUAAAGGAAGUGGAUCCGUGACAUUCUGCAGCUAGUCCACUACUCCAGGUAACUAUCGACUUGGUUUUAGUGAAUCUAUUUUGUUUUUAAUUAUAGUGAUGAUUUAUUAGCUCAGUAUCUAGAAAUUACGUAUAUUUUGUGCUACUGUCAUCAAUGUGUAAAAUCCUCUGUUUUUAUUAUUUAUGCACUUGGUUCCCAUUUCGGGCCUCUGGUCUUUUCUGGGAUAUGGUGUCUGCCCAGACGUCUCCCGGUUGUCGGGAGCAGCUGAGCGCUAGUCUGCCGGCUGCUCUGCUCUUUCUGGGAACAACGUGGCGGCUGCCCCUCAGGGCAUCUCCAUGGAUCAGCUUCUGGGGUGGUGGAGCUGGGAGCCCCAGGGGUUGGGGGACGGCGGAGACACCUGCUCCCCCAUAUUUGUGCUGGCUCUGAGGACAGGUGAGCAGUGGGAAGACCAAAGAAUGGCUGGCCGUGCUGCCAGGAUUGGAAAUGGAGGCAAGACCCUGGGGCUGCCCGCCCUGGGCCUUCCUCACCCGUCUCGGUGGCC